Molecule: messenger RNA, 882 nt
Organism: Lytechinus pictus (painted urchin)
Lineage: Eukaryota; Metazoa; Echinodermata; Echinoidea; Temnopleuroida; Toxopneustidae
Exons: 2
Coding region: 1-882 (293 amino acids)
Source: RefSeq, a predicted model, not a curated record
AUGGACGGAUUAUUUAUCCACCACAAUGUUGCAUUGUUGUUCAUUAUUUCCAUAUUUCUGAAAACAUGUCAGUGUAAUGCAUUAUCUGUAAUGCAAGGGCAAGAUGGAAACCUAAUUUUCCCAUACCCAUGUAACAGUACAUCAGUCACGUUACAAUAUUCAUACAGAAAUCCAUUUUACAGAUCAACAGAUGAAUCACAACUUUCUUUACAGAAAAAUCAAGAAAACAGAUAUAAGGUACAGUUAACAUGUAAUGAGGACAGUCCUAAAGAAUGCUUUGUCAACCUCACAAUUAGCAGUAUCACAAGAGAUGAUCAAGGGACAUACAUUCUGUUUGUAUAUAUGGAUAGGGAAAUACUGGGUGAUGCAACACAGAGGAUUUGGCUAGGAGUUGAUUAUCCUCCAGGAAAGGCAUCGGUGGUCGGAAUGGAAGCAAAGGGUGGAAACUGGAUGGCUGUGGAUUUCACAGCUCCGUUGGGGAGCAUUGGAGGGAAGAUAGAAUGUUAUCAAGGUGGUGAAUGGAUGCCUCCACUCUCUGAACCAACUGAGACUGAUGCGUUAUUGAAACAGACUAUUCUCAUCAGGAAAUCACACCCUGUAUUUUGCUGUUCUUCUGUUUUCAAUGAAGAUAAAGAUAUAUGUGCAUGCAAUGAUACUGCAUUGUACCUGGAGCCUUCCAGCAGCAAUACGCCAUGCCCAACUGUCCCAAGGAAAAUUCCAACAACCUCUCGGUACAGAAGUCCAGAAGCUUCAGAGAUCACAUUGUCUGUCACCUCUACAAACUACAUCCAAUCAACAUCAACAAAAUUCCAGGAUGCCUGUAUAACAAAGGCCAAUGCAUACCUCAUCAUCAGUAGCAGCAGCAGCAGCAGCAGCAAUUAA